CAUGUACCUGUGUCUGUAUGUGUUUCUAUGUGUCUGUGUGAGCAUACGUCUGUGCGUAUAUGUGUUCGUACGUUUAUGAGGUAGGUCUGUGUGCGUGUGUGUGUGUGUGCUAUUUGUAUUUGUGCAUAACUCUGUGUGAGUGUGUCUGCCUCGAUAUAGUCCUUAUAUGUGUGUGUCUAUCUGUGUAUGUCUCUGUGUAUAUGUAUUUGCACUUGUACGUGUGUCUGUGUGUGUUUCCAUGUGUCUAUCUUUGUCAGUGCAUCUAUCUGUGUGAAUAUGUGUUUGUACGUUUAUGGGGGUGGUGUGUUUGUGUGUGUGUGUGUGUGUGUGUGUGCUCACGAAGGAGGACAUAAAACUCCCUCCGUCCUCCUCCCCCCAUUGCAAUGUUUGUCACCACUUGCCCAUCACCAGGGGGUUGAGAAGAGUAUGACAGGUCUUUGUUGUCUGAAUAAAAAUCAGUGGCCGCUCAAGGGAGAGAACUCCUCCUACUAAAUUAUCAAAAAUGGGCUGGCUUUAGUCUCUUAACAAAUUGGACACCGCGCCGGCAAGCAGCAGUCCCAAAUCCAACCUACAGGCACCGAGAACUUUAAAGCAGCCAGGGACUGCGGAAAAUACCACUUCUUUUUCUUUCUUUGUGUUCAAAACUAGUUUCUUUCUGCACCAGUUUUUUUUUCUCCCCUCCGUUGCAGUUGUUUCCCAUUAGUAACCUGAUCUCUCCAGAGCAGUAAGAUUCUCCUUCUCGUGAUUUCAUUUUUUCUUGUUUGUUUGUUUUGCACAUCUCCUCGGAGCCGUUGCAAGGAGCUUUGCUUCUCUCUCUGUCCUCUCUCUUUUUCCUCCUCCCUUUCUCCUGCUCCUUCUCUCUCUCCCCCUCCUCCCCAAUUCUCCAACCCCCGCGGUAGCACUGUCUUUCCGCGCGCCGAGGCCCCGGGGCGCUGUCUAUGGAAAUAGUGGGGUGCCACCGAAGCCGCCGGGAAGCAGAAGAAAAUACUUGUCCUUUCCGUCCCCCAGCCAUGCUUUUCCACGGGAUCUCCGGAGGCCAUAUCCAAGGGAUCAUGGAGGAGAUGGAGAGGAGAUCCAAGACGGAAUCCCGCCUGGCCAAAGGAGGGCAGAUGAACGGCAGAGAAGCGAGCUUGCCCCCUUCGAGUCCCGAAAAGCCUGCUUUGUGCGCUGGUUGUGGAGGGAAGAUCUCAGACAGAUAUUACCUGCUGGCUGUGGACAAACAAUGGCACCUCAGGUGUCUUAAAUGCUGUGAAUGUAAACUGGCUUUGGAGUCAGAGCUCACCUGCUUUGCCAAGGAUGGUAGCAUUUACUGCAAGGAGGAUUAUUACAGAAGGUUCUCCGUGCAGAGAUGUGCCCGCUGCCACCUUGGCAUUUCCGCCUCCGAGAUGGUCAUGAGGGCCCGGGAGGCCGUCUAUCACCUGAGCUGCUUCACCUGCACCACCUGCACCAAGACCCUGACCACCGGCGACCACUUCGGCAUGAAGGACAACCUGGUGUACUGCCGGGCCCACUUCGAGACCCUAAUGCAAGGGGACUACCCCCCGCAGUUGAGCUACACCGAGUUGGCGGCCAAGGGCGGAGGCCUGGCGCUGCCCUACUUCAACGGCGCAGGCCCCGGCACCGUGCAGAAGGGCCGACCCCGGAAAAGGAAGAGCCCUGCCCUCGGGGUGGACAUCGUCAAUUACAGCUCAGCAGGCUGUAAUGAAAAUGAGGCGGACCACCUGGACCGAGACCAGCAGCCUUACCCUCCCUCACAGAAGACCAAGCGCAUGCGCACCUCCUUCAAGCAUCACCAGCUCCGCACCAUGAAAUCCUACUUUGCUAUCAAUCACAACCCGGAUGCCAAGGACCUCAAACAGCUUGCCCAGAAAACAGGACUGACCAAGAGAGUUCUGCAGGGAGAACAAAUCUUGGGGCAUUACAGCCAAACAUCCCGACGUUUGAAAAUUCCCUAAAGUAUUAAAAGAAGGGGAAAAGUUUGAUCGGAAAUCCACUGCAGUGAAGACAAAGACAAUAUUAGGUUAUGAUAAUCAUACAUUUAAAAAAUCUAUUGAGCCAAAAAUUAAAAAGACUCAAAAUGUCAUUUCCUGAAUGUUAACAAAACUUCUGUUCUUUACGGUGUCUAACACAAAUGGAGGCUUAAAAAAAUGUGUGGUUUAAAACAAAUUUUGAUAAAACUGUGUAUAAACCAGAGCAACCUGGCAGUAAUACACCCAAGCCCUGAUUUGAGGAAAGUUAUUCUUUAAAAGACACAUUUGUCAAGCACAACUACUUGUAAAAUGAAAUCCAGAUACAUUCAUUCCACCUGCUUGCUAAUGUGUAUUAGUCAUAUCUGUUAAAUGGCAUUUUUGUAAAUUCUAAGAAAAAUGAUCACUCAUUUGAGAGCAAGGGAUCAAAAUUCCCUAAUUUUAGUACUAUUGUUUCUGAUUUAUAAAAAGAACCAGAAAGGAAAUCUGCAUGCACUCUUACAUCGGUCACCUAUAGUGUACAUUUCUGUAUGAUGACUUUUCUCUUGGAUGUUUCUUGUAUAAUAAAUAGCUUUCAUUAAUAAACAUUUUAUUUGAUGCAAAAAUAGUUAACUCUAUGAAAACAUACAUACUUAACCGAUUAAAUUAAUUUUAAAUAUCUCUGGGCACAUUCUUACUAGGCAGAAUAAUGCAUUCUUGACAGGUUCUGCCCAGAAAAGCUAGCAGUGCUUUAUUUUGGUAAAAAUGAUUUCUUUGGUUUUUAACUUUUCAUGAUGUUUGCAUCUGAUUCGACUGCUGUGUAUUACAACAUGAAGGAAAAAACCAAAAGAAAUCCAAACAUUAACAAACCCUCCUUCUCUUUAAAUCUCAGCAAUGCAAACUCCAUGUGGAAACACUUUUCACCAACAUUUUAGUAUAUUAGGGUAAACUCUAUGGAUCCCUGAUCAGUUUACAUGCCCACUAUGCAAUGAAUGAAUUUGUUAAAAUACAGAAAUAUCCUGAUCUACAAGAGGAUCUGAUCUUUCACAGUCUAAUUCACAUAUGGUUUUUACAAGGAAAAAAGUGUAAAGAUAAACAAUGACUUACCAAUGAGUUCUUUUUUAAUUGUUAAAAGGAGCACUUGCAAACUGAAUUUUUUAAUAUUCCU
Molecule: messenger RNA, 3114 nt
Organism: Tachyglossus aculeatus (Australian echidna)
Lineage: Eukaryota; Metazoa; Chordata; Mammalia; Monotremata; Tachyglossidae
Gene: LHX9
Product: LIM homeobox 9
Exons: 5
Coding region: 939-1955 (338 amino acids)
Biological process (GO): regulation of transcription by RNA polymerase II; neuron differentiation
Cellular component (GO): nucleus
Molecular function (GO): DNA-binding transcription factor activity, RNA polymerase II-specific; RNA polymerase II transcription regulatory region sequence-specific DNA binding
Source: RefSeq, a predicted model, not a curated record